This is a messenger RNA of Drosophila eugracilis, 1020 nucleotides long. RefSeq lists its product as uncharacterized. NCBI's taxonomy places the organism in Eukaryota, Metazoa, Arthropoda, Insecta, Diptera, Drosophilidae. The record is from RefSeq and is a predicted model, not a curated record. The transcript has 2 exons. The coding region runs from base 228 to 704 and encodes 158 amino acids.
GAAAACUUUAAUGAGUACAAGUUGCUGCCAAAACGGAAAGACAGCCAGGCAAAAGGCGGCAGGCAAACGAAUUGUCGGGCAGCUGUCCUUGCUGCAUCGCAAUUCGCAGCCAAGUCAAACGAAUCGAGCACGCCACGGGUAGCAGACAGGUUCCUUGGUUUUCCGCAUAAAGAGAAAUUCUCCGGGGAGCUGGAAUAGGAGAAAAAGGUGAAAGUGAAAAGUGCACAAUGAAACCGGGACCAGAAACCACCGAUGAGGGUGAAGAAGAUGGCGAAGCACAGGAUCAUCACGAGGGGGAUCCCCGACCACUGCCGUACGACUUCGAAAAGGAAUUGAUCCAGAAAUCCAACCGACACAUCCGACUUUAUGAAACCUUUGUUCCAGUUAGCCAAGUUAAUCCACUGACCAGGAAGUUCUACGCCAAGUUUGAACAACGUCAACCGCCGGAUCCAUUGCGCUACCUUCGGCACACCUGGCCGGAGAAACAGCUUGAGCGCCAGAGUCAGCUGACGAAGUCGAUUCCGCUGUUGGAGUCCCAGGUAUACGGCUGGCUCCCACUCCAAAGUGGGGAGCAGGUCGCAAAUUUGAACUUUUUACAUGCUCCAAAACUUCGCUGCGGCAUGACGGUCCACGGAGAGCGAUUGAUAGCGGAGAGGAUUACGGCGCGACCAUCUUUCAACGGACUUAGAUUCCUGCUUCACUAAUCUACCGGGAAAUACAUACAUAUACGAACUCACAUAGUGAUCAAUUGGUUACGGGGACUCACCAUUUUACAUUCAAAAGUUUGAUUCCUCUGUUCAAAGCUUUUACAAGUUCGCUUAUGUGUAUACAGUAGUAUUAAUUUUUGUUAUGAAACAAAAUAAAAAUCUUUGGAGUCAAAAUAUGUUUCAUUCAAAACAUUUGAGGGUUUGGUAAUAAUUAAUACCAUUAUUUAUAAAUCGUUUGCCGUUCAGAGGGUUAAUUUGAACUACCCAAGCAAUGUGUCAACUCUGCCUCGAUUACUUUUGUUUCAGAGUUGAG